UUUAGCCAGGUGAUGGGGUAGUGUGCACUUAUAAUUCCAGUACUCAGGAGGCUAAGGCAGGAGGAUCGAGAGUUCGAGGCCAGGUUGGGCUGCAUCCACAAGACCCUGUAUCAAAAAAACUAAAAAAACAAAAGUAUGAUGGCUGAGAGUGGGGAUGUAACUCAGUGGUAAAGUACUUACCUAGUAUGAUGAGGACCUGAGUCCCACCCCACAUUUUAAAAAAAGAGAGAGAGAGAGAGAGAGACAGUCUGGCCAUAAUCUCUGAAGACAAGGCUCUGAGUUGUCUAGCAAACCUGAUUGCCUUUGUCUGACUCAAGAGACAUGUCCAAAGUCCAAAAGGUGCCGGAUAUCAGGAUGGUCAUUUACUAGGGUAUGUGACAAUCCUGAACAGGCCAAGUCCGGACAAAACCACCCAGGAUUCCAAGGCAGGUCGGAUUGGGGGUGGGUGGAUACAAAAACCAUUUCCGCCCUUUCCCUUCCUCCCCUCCCCACCCUCACCUCUGCCCACAACAACAGACCAGAGAGAGCUGGGAAAGAAAGGACUAGAAAGAUUUGCUAUGUUACGAAUCUGACUCAUUCUGGGGACGCUUCACUUCAACCUGGGAUCCCUUCCAUGAUAGACCACACCUGCCAAGACUGUUCAGUGUGCAAGGAGUGGGGGAAGGAGGCAGACGAAGACCAUGCAACUAUUCUUUGGCCACGGGCCUAACACCGAAUACAGCCUGAUCCUCAGGGUCCUUGAAAUAAAGACUGCGGGCCUUCGGAGGAGCCACAGCUCCCCACCAAGUGCUGGACUAGGCCAAAUCUGCCUUCAGAGACUGACCCACCGCCCUGUGCACAGCACUAGAAGUGUGGGAAGGGAGUGACGGAAAGGAAAGGCCUGUGACCUAGGGCUUCCUUGGUUAACUUGGCAGACUGUCCCAGGUGGGAAGAAGGAAGGGAGAGGUAGGCAUGGGGAUAGGGAAGAGGGAAAAUUGAAGCUGGAGAAGGAAGGGCCAUCUUCAGACUAUAUCCCAGGCCUCCUGUUAUGCCCCUUCCCCACCUGUUAGUUUUUCUCCUUGCUGCUGUCAGGUUCGCAAGGGACUUGGGAGUCACCAUGGCAACCGAAGAGUCUAUCAUUCGCAUCCCCCCCUACCACUACAUCCACGUGUUAGAUCAGAACAGCAACGUGUCCCGUGUGGAGGUCGGGCCAAAGACCUACAUCCGGCAGGACAAUGAGAGGUUCGUGUGCUCCCCAGGAGACAAGGGGGGCCUGUUUACCUCCUCUCUGCUUUCAAGUGGAAAUGGCCCUCACUUGGGUGGCAGGGAGGUUUCUCCUGCCGCCUCCUUUGGAGGGAGAUCUUGGUCCUCACAGUCCUUCUCACCCUCCAACAGGGUGCUGUUCGCCCCCAUGCGCAUGGUGACUGUCCCCCCACGUCACUACUGCACAGUAGUCAACCCAGUGUGCCGGGACGCCCAGGGCGCAGUGCUCUUUGACGUCACAGGGCAAGUACGGCUUCGCCACGCUGACCAAGAGAUCCGGCUGGCCCAGGACCCCUUCCCCCUGUACCCAGGAGAGGUGCUGGAAAAGGACAUCACCCCGCUGCAGGUGGUUCUGCCCAACACUGCCCUGCACCUCAAGGCUUUGCUGGACUUUGAGGAUAAGAACGGAGACAAGGUGUUGGCAGGAGACGAGUGGCUGUUUGAGGGACCAGGCACAUACAUCCCCCGGAAGGAGGUGGAGGUCGUAGAGAUCAUUCAGGCCACGAUCAUCAGGCAGAACCAGGCCCUUCGCCUAAGGGCUCGCAAAGAGUGUUGGGACCGGGACGGCAAGGAAAGGGUGACAGGAGAAGAAUGGCUGGUCCGCUCUGUGGGCGCGUAUCUCCCAGCAGUCUUUGAGGAGGUUCUAGAUUUGGUGGAUGCUGUGAUCCUUACAGAAAAGACAGCCCUGCACCUCCGGGCUCGGCAGAACUUCCAGGACUUGCGGGGAGUGACCCGCCGCACUGGGGAGGAAUGGCUGGUGACAGUGCAGGACGCAGCAGCCCACGUGCCAGAUGUCCACGAGGAAGUACUGGGGGUGGUGCCCAUCACCACUCUGGGCCCCCAACACUACUGUGUGGUCCUCGACCCAGUCGGGCCCAAUGGCAAGAACCAGCUUGGACAAAAGCGUGUUAUCAAGGGAGAGAAGUCCUUUUUCCUCCAGCCAGGGGAGAGGCUGGAGCGUGGCAUCCAAAAUGUGUAUGUGCUGUCAGAGCAGCAGGGACUGCUUCUGAGGGCCCUGCAGCCCCUGGAGGAAGGGGAGGAGGAGGAGAAGGUCUCCCGCCAGGCUGGGGACCGCUGGCUCAUCCGCGGACCCCUGGAGUACGUGCCAUCGGCCAAGGUGGAGGUGGUAGAGGAGCGUCAGGCCAUCCCUCUGGAUGAGAACGAGGGUAUCUACGUGCAGGAUGUCAAGACUGGAAAGGUGCGUGCUGUUAUUGGGAGCACUUACAUGCUGACUCAGGACGAGGUCCUGUGGGAGAAGGAGCUGCCACCUGGGGUGGAGGAGCUGCUGAACAAGGGCUACGACCCUCUGGCAGACAGGGGCCAGAAGAACUCAGCUAAGACCAUUCAGUCCUCAGUUCCUCGGAACAAGACCCGUGUGGUCAGCUACCGUGUCCCGCACAAUGCGGCCGUGCAGGUGUAUGACUACAGGGCCAAGAGAGCUCGUGUGGUCUUUGGGCCUGAGUUGGUGUCUCUGGAUCCUGAGGAGCAGUUCACAGUGUUGUCCCUCUCCGCUGGGCGACCCAAGCGUCCCCACGCCCGUCGCGCACUCUGCCUGCUGCUGGGGCCUGACUUCUUUACAGACCUCAUCACUAUUGAAACAGCAGAUCAUGCCAGACUGCAGCUGCAGCUUGCCUACAACUGGCACUUUGAGGUGAGUGACCGGAAGGACCCUCAAGAGACUGCCAAGCUCUUCUCAGUGCCUGACUUUGUGGGUGAUGCCUGCAAGGCCAUCGCGUCCCGGGUGCGAGGCGCUGUGGCCUCUGUCUCCUUUGAUGACUUCCAUAAGAACUCAGCUCGCAUCAUUCGCACAGCUGUCUUUGGCUUUGAGACCUUGGAAGCCAAGGGCUCAGGUGGCAUGGGCCUGCCUAAGCCCCGGGACCAGGCCGUCUUUCCCCAAAAUGGGCUGGUGGUCAGCAGCGUGGACGUGCAGUCGGUGGAGCCGGUGGACCAGAGGACCCGGGAUGCCUUGCAGCGCAGCGUCCAACUGGCCAUCGAGAUCACCACCAACUCCCAGGAGGCAGCGGCCAAACACGAGGCUCAGAGACUAGAGCAGGAAGCCCGGGGGCGGCUUGAGAGGCAGAAGAUCUUGGACCAGUCAGAAGCUGAAAAAGCUCGAAAGGAACUCUUGGAGCUCGAGGCUAUGAGCAUGGCGGUGGAGAGCACCGGGAAUGCCAAGGCAGAAGCGGAGUCCCGCGCAGAGGCAGCGCGGAUUGAGGGGGAAGGCUCCGUGCUGCAGGCCAAGCUGAAGGCGCAGGCCUUGGCCAUUGAGACGGAGGCUGAGCUCCAGCGGGUACAGAAAGUACGAGAGCUGGAACUGGUCUAUGCCCGGGCCCAGCUGGAGCUGGAAGUAAGCAAGGCCCAGCAGCUGGCUGAGGUGGAGGCAAAGAAGUUUAAGCAGAUGACCGAGGCCCUGGGCCCCAGCACCAUCAGGGACCUGGCCGUGGCUGGACCAGAGAUGCAGGUUAAACUGCUCCAGUCCCUCGGCCUGAAGUCAACCCUGAUCACCAAUGGCAACUCUCCCAUCAACCUCUUCAGCACAGCCCUUGGACUGCUCGGGCUGGAGUCUGAGACUCAGCCUCCAGCCAAAAAGGCGCCUAAGGGGCUCAGCCCUGGGCAGGGCUUGCUUUUCCAAGCCCCUCCUGCCUCUCAGGCUCCUGCAAGCAACCAAGACAUGCCUUAGCUCUGUCCUGCACUGACAAUAGACCAAUAAAGUGACACU
Molecule: messenger RNA, 3961 nt
Organism: Castor canadensis (American beaver)
Lineage: Eukaryota; Metazoa; Chordata; Mammalia; Rodentia; Castoridae
Source: RefSeq, a predicted model, not a curated record